Molecule: messenger RNA, 801 nt
Organism: Brugia pahangi
Lineage: Eukaryota; Metazoa; Nematoda; Chromadorea; Rhabditida; Onchocercidae
Source: the annotation of a GenBank genome assembly
AUGGAUAAGGAUGAAAAUCAAAUGGAAACAUUAUCAUCGUUGGAGGAACGGGCAAAAAUGCUAACAAUGAAUGGUGGAAGUCAAGAUAUGCCUUCAGUGAGUGACAUAGAAAAACGACUGGCAAAACUUUAUGAUAUGCCUUUGGAGAAUAUCAGAUAUCCGAGGUCUGCUAUUAUAAAUGGAAAUAAAGUUGAAGAAGAAACGGUUGAUAAACUGAUGAAACGAGCAAGAGAUGAAGCUAUGUUAGAGACAAAAUGGGAUGCUUCUAGGAAAUCAGAAGACAAACAUGAUAUUGAUCCUGCUGAAUUCAUUAAGAUGUGCAAAAAUAAUGCCUCUGUUCCAGAUGAGUUGAAUGGAGAGCUAUUCAUAUCAGAUACAAAUAUAAUGGGUCAAGACACGAUUCGAAAUUUGAAAGAGAUACAACGAACGAUGAAAUUGGCCAAACAACAAAGUGUAGAGGCAUCUAAAUUGACAGGCAUAAGUAAUGAUAAUCAUGCGAUGGACAAUGAAAUUAAGGAACUAAUGAAAUUAACUAACCAAAGUAAUCAAAAAUCGGAAAAAAUAAGUGAUGAACUGAGCAAAUUCUGGGACAGAAGACUGAACCACGACGUUCUGAGUUCUUCUGAGUCCAGUUUCAAAAGUGAAAAUUCAGACGAUAAAAGCGAAAUCGAUUGUGAAGAACUGCAAAGAAUUGUACUGGAAGCUGAGAAAGCAGAGAAUGAAGCUAUGCAAAUGGUGAAGGAAUCGAAAAAAAAUAGCAAGAAGAGCGGUAUACUUUCUAGAAUUUUCCAUUCUCGGUAA